Hydatigera taeniaeformis is the source of this 435-nucleotide messenger RNA. NCBI's taxonomy places the organism in Eukaryota, Metazoa, Platyhelminthes, Cestoda, Cyclophyllidea, Taeniidae. The record is from the annotation of a GenBank genome assembly.
AUGAACGUCCAAAUUGACAUGGGAAAUGCGCACUUUCUUCCCUCCCACCUCAGCAUUACUGCUGCCAUUAUUGUCAUUCCCAUAGUGACACACGAUGACGACACGGAGGAGCUGAGUGAGGAGGAGUUGGCCAAACGCAGGGAGUUCGAACGCAAACGAAAGGAGGUGGCCACACCCGAGGGUUUGGACAUAAAGGCCGUGUUGGGUCAUCGAAUCUCCAUUCCAAGCGGUGAUGGUGAUGACGACGAGGACGAGGACGAGGACGAGAGCGAGGAGGAGGAGGAGGAGGAGGCGGAGGUGGGGGCGGAGGAGGCGGAGGAGUGGAAGGAUGAUGGGAGAGUGAGAGACACACAGAAGUUGGAGACGGGGGAUGGUGUCGCAGGCAACGCCACCCAUUCCUCCCCGAAGUGCACACCGAGUGCGCAGAAGGUCUGA